This is a messenger RNA of Pogonomyrmex barbatus (red harvester ant), 843 nucleotides long. RefSeq names its product homeotic protein antennapedia (gene Antp). Lineage: Eukaryota; Metazoa; Arthropoda; Insecta; Hymenoptera; Formicidae. The record is from RefSeq and is a predicted model, not a curated record. Gene Ontology annotation, molecular function: DNA-binding transcription factor activity, RNA polymerase II-specific; RNA polymerase II cis-regulatory region sequence-specific DNA binding. Gene Ontology annotation, biological process: negative regulation of transcription by RNA polymerase II; anterior/posterior pattern specification. Gene Ontology annotation, cellular component: nucleus.
AUGAGUUCGUACUUUGCGAAUUCGUAUAUCCCGGACCUGCGAAAUGGCGGGGUGGAACACCCGCAUCAGCAUCAGCAGCACUACGGUGCGGCCGUACAGGUACCUCAGCAGACACAAUCGGUUCAGCAACAAUCUCAGCAAGCCGGUGACCCCUGCGACCCGAGUUUGUUACGUCAAGGAGUAUCCGCCCAUCAUUAUGGAACCACGGGAGGUCAACAGGACAUGCCUUAUCCGAGGUUUCCCCCUUAUAAUCGGAUCGACAUGCGAAACGCGGCCUACUAUCAGCAUCAACAGGAACACGGAAGUAUGGACGGCAUGGCUGGUUAUAGGUCGACAUCUCCAAAUACCGGUAUGGGUCACAUCGGACACACACCUACCCCCAAUGGACAUCCGUCCACUCCUAUCGUCUAUGCCAGUUGCAAACUUCAAGCGGCUGCUGUCGAUCAUCAAGGCAGCGUUCUCGACGGACCGGAUAGUCCGCCUCUCGUCGAAUCGCAGAUGCAUCAUCAAAUGCAUAGCCAGCAUCCGCAUAUGCAAACGCAGCAAUCGCAGCAUCCCCAACAGCAAUCACAACAUCAGCAUCUGCAGGCACAGCAGCAACAUAUGAUGUACCAACAGCAACAGCAAUCUCAAACCGCAUCGCAACAGGGACAAGGUGGAAUGCACCCGCAGCAGCAACAGCAAGCUCAGCAACAUCAAGGCGUCGUUGCAUCGUCGCUCAGUCAACAACAACAAGGUGCGCCUCAGGGUGCGGCAACUGCGAAUUUACCAAGCCCAUUAUAUCCUUGGAUGAGGAGUCAGUUUGGCGCCUAUCCUUGUGAAUUAAAUACAAAACACGUGUGA